This is a messenger RNA of Neocloeon triangulifer, 3285 nucleotides long. RefSeq names its product amphiphysin (gene Amph). Lineage: Eukaryota; Metazoa; Arthropoda; Insecta; Ephemeroptera; Baetidae. Gene Ontology annotation, cellular component: plasma membrane; cytoplasm. The transcript has 9 exons. The record is from RefSeq and is a predicted model, not a curated record. Gene Ontology annotation, molecular function: protein binding; phospholipid binding. The coding region runs from base 92 to 1432 and encodes 446 amino acids.
CGAAGACGGCUGCUCAUCUGGCCGCCGUUCAGUCUCUGUUUGCAAGCAAAGUCGCGUGGAUUUGCAGGCCAACUCUUCGACUCGAGGCAAAAUGGCAGAGAGUAAAGGAGCUCUGAUCGCCAAGUCGUUACAGAAACACGCAGGAAGGACCAAAGAAAAGAUCCUGCAAAACUUGGGCAAGGUAGACAGAACCGCGGACGAGAUCUUCGAUGAGCACCUCCAGAACUUCAACAAGCAGCAGGCUCAAACCUCGCGCCUUCAGAAGGAGUUCAACAACUACAUACGAUGCAUCAGAGCUGCCCAGGUAGCGAGCAAAUCGUUGUGGGACGCCGUGUCAGACGUUUACGAAACAUCAUGGCAAGGCAGAGAACUCGUUGUGCAGAACACCCAGGCGCUGGACGUCUUGUGGCAGGACUACAGUCACAAACUGGCCGACCAAGUGCUCAUCCCUCUUAACACCUACCAAGCACAGUUCCCAGAAACCAAGAAGAAAAUCGACAAGAGAGGUCGCAAGUUGGUCGACUUUGACAAGGAGAGGCACAACCUGCAGUCGCUGCAGAACUCGAGUCAGGGCAAGCAACGCAACGAGACCCGCCUGGGCAAGGCCAGAGAGUCGCUGGACGAGGCGCGCAGGACGUACGAGGUGCUCAACUCGGAGCUGCACGACGAAUUGCCCGCCCUGUACGACUCGAGGGUGCUCUUCAUCGUCACCCACCUCCAGACGCUCUUUGCCUCCGAGCACCUUUUCCACACAGAGACAGCAAAAAUUUUCACCGAGCUUGAAUCGAUCGCCGACAAACUGGCCACUGACUGCCAGCGCGGAGCUUACACCCUCAGGAAGAAUGCGACCUUCAACAGCAACACAGCUUCGCCAAAAUCACCCAUUUCCAGCAAUUCAACAAAUGGCAACGCCAGUCUUCCUGCGUCUCCUGCAUCAGAAAAGAACCUGAGUGGUGUAGUGGCGAUGAACAGCUCGUCUUUCAACGACACCACCACCACCACCCCUAACGGUAACGCUAAACAGCCCUCAUCCCUGUCCCCACCAAAUACACCCCCGUCGAGUCCCCCGACGGGCGUCGCCUCCGCCUUGGUCAACUCAUCCCCGACCGCCUCGAGUCCUCCCCCACCCCCUUUGCCCUCGACUAACAACGUGCCGGCCGCCAAUAAAAAUAGCAACAACCCCGAGGAACUGUAUGAUAUUCCAGUCGGAGCCACUACCGAAAAUCUGCCACCCGGUGUGCUUUACCGAGUAAAGGCCACAUACAAAUACAGCAGAGAGGACGUCGACGAGCUUUCUUUUGAAAUCGGAGAGAUCAUCAAAGUUGUCGAGUACGAGGACCCUGAGGAACAGGAGGAGGGUUGGCUGAUGGGUAUUAAGGAGGGCACCAACGAGAAGGGCAUGUUCCCUGCCAACUUCACCCGUCCAAUCUAAAGCAGCACCACCCUUUUUAGAAGAAGAAGCAGCAGCAGCCCAUCGAGAGAGAAAGGAGUGUAUUCGGAUAUAAUUCUGCAGCGACAUCAUCCAUUGCUCACAAAGCGUUACCUUGUUGAACCACGAGUGCCUGUUGAGAAGUAAUUAAAUAAUUCGUUAUUCCUUUGUAGCGGCGCCCUGCUUUUUUAUCAAGCAGGGCCCGGCCCUUUCUCCGCAUCCAAGGACGCCCUCGGCCGAAAUCAACGUUCGUCAAUUAAAUAUAUGAAAACCAGUCGCAUCAUCAUCAUCACAUUUCCAUCGCAUUGGCCGUGAGCGUCCUUUGAUUUGGGUGUAUCUAUAUGUUGAUUAAUCAAUAAUCCGCCCCUGUGCUUGUACAUUGUUCGUGUUAUGUUCGGAAACUGAAGGCAGCGUUUAUUUAUAAUUGAUACAACCGAAAUGAGCUAAUUGUAAAAUUUGUGGCCCAUUUGUAGAGAGAUAGCAAUUUUUAGGAGGGAUUUUUAAUUAUUUAUGCAUAUGGCCGAAAAACUGAAAAUCGAGCUCAGUGACAAUUGAACGAAAAUCAAUAUGGGACUGCCGGUUGAGAUGAAAACAAAAAAUACACGCCACCAAUUAUUGAGAAUUCCUAGUCGAGAUUGUCAGCUAUUUUGUCCGCUUCCUGCUCUUCCCUCGCCAAGUGCCACACAGUGUCUGGACCAAAAGUGCCAGAAUAGCAGCGAGUUUUCGCUAUUUUCCCCGCUUGAGAAUUAUUUAUUAAACAAAGAAACGACAAAGCAACUUUUUUGAUGGUGCAAAAUUAAUUAAUACAUAAAUGCAGAUAAUAUAUAUAUUUAAAACGUAGUCCUCGCCGAUGACAUGAUUAUAUAUUCUGUCCACGCAUUGCUGUAAAAAAAAGGAGAGGAAAGAUAUUUUUCAAAUCCUCUCGCUGAUUGAAAGCAGAAUAAUCUAUUUUUGUUGGUGGAUGGGUGGUUAAUUUGAUAUAAACAAAGACCUGCUUGAAGAAGAAGGUUGCGAUCACUGAUUAACACUCAUUAAAAAGUAACAUGAAUAAAAAUAAUUAAUGAAAAAGGCCUUGCAGAAAAGUGUAGCUGUUGAAGAGAAUUGCAAAAAUAAAUCGACUCAAAUGUGAAUCUUAGUCUGAUAUGUAAAUGAUGAUUAUCCUGCGCGCCGAGAUUGCUGGUUUGCGAGAAAAAAUGUUGAUAAAUAUAUAAUAAUUAUACUCAAAUCAAGAUGCUUACUUAGUUGAUGGAAUGUUGAAUAAUUACGUGUAAAUAAAACAAGUAAAUACAUAGCGCGGUAAAUUACUCACCGAAUCUGCAUCUCUCGGAGGAAAUUUUAAUAUGGGAUUAAUGACGAAGAGUGUGCGCUCCGCCAUAUUUUAUUUUAGCCGUUGAUAAGAAUAAAGUUUGUGACUGAAGUGAGGAUGUUUAUAGACAUAAUUGUUGUUGUGCAUGAUCGCCCCUGAGUAUAUCUCUUUUACUUUUUACCCCUGAGUAUACACAAAAACACGCUACUUCUCUUCUUAUAUACAAUGAAGAAAAAUCGUCUCUCGUGCAAUAGAAAUAAUACUUUCUUUCUGUCUCUGUUUGAAUUUUUCAUUCAAGUUAUAGCAUUUUAUUCACACUUCUUUUGUUAACGAUUUCGAUUAUUUCACUCUGUCAUUGAUAAAUUCUCAUUUGGAUCGUGCGUCAUUUUUGGAGAGGUCAUUUAUUAGUUUUUAGCCAAAAGUUCUACGACCCAAGCUAGAAUGUUAUCAGCAGCAGUCUUCCCAUUAUCUGUCUUAUUAUUUGCGCUCUCCGCUCAUUCAUGUCUCCUGUGCAUUCAAGGAUUUAAUAAAUAACUCACAAACUCUCUGA